AUGUUAAAGGGCGUCGCUUCGCCCUUCGCUCCGGUUCCUCGAAGGCUGGCGCGGCAAUAAGAGCCACCAUCACCACCCGACCAUGCACCCGUUGCUGCUCCGGAGAUGCCCUGCGGCUGCCCUGCGGCUCUUAAACGCGCCGCUUCCCCGCACCAGCCUCCCGCAGCGAUGCUACUGCGCCGGUUCUGCCCAGCGCCGGGGGCUGCUCUUCCGACAGCUCUUCGAGUCAGAAAGUUAUACUUACACUUACCUGCUAGCAGACAUGAAGACAAAGGAAGCCGUUCUAAUAGACCCCGUUUUGGAAACAGCCAAGCGCGAUUCAACAUUGGUGAAGCAACUUGGACUUAAUUUGCUAUAUGCAAUCAACACUCAUUGCCACGCUGAUCAUAUCACUGGCACGGGACUCCUGAAGCAGCUCCUUCCUGGCUGUCGCAGUGUCAUCUCCAAGCACAGUGGGGCCAUUGCUGAUCUCCUGAUCCAGGAAGGUUAUCACCUCAAAUUUGGAGCUUUUGUUCUGCCGAAACCCUUUACAACUCCGUCCACAAGAAAAUCUUCACCCUUCCAGGUGACUGCCUGAUCUAUCCUGCCCAUGACUACACAGACAUUGCAGUCCCUGCAAACCUCAAAUGCGGAAUCCAGGAUGUCCCUAUUUAAGGCGCGUCUCUUUUCUCAGGAUCAACGAUAUUCAGGGAACCUAGAAAGCCUCCCCCCCCCCCGCCUUCCUGGUGUCACUUCUGCACUCUUGCGCAAGACGCAGGUGAAGCAAUAACCGUCAAAUGCAACUGUUCGCUUCCAAUUCUUGAACUGAUUCCAAAACGAAGAGGGACCCGCUUUAUCACUCCAGCUUCCUCGUUUUUAUUUAGUUAUCUCUUCAUUAGCAAACAGCGCCUGGCACUCUGGCCUCACCUCAAAUCUGCACUGCGUGGCCUUUGAAGGCUGUUCUGCUUUGAGACGCGAGCCUCUUUCCUCCAACAUCUGACGGAGGCCCUUGGGCCGUGAAUGACUGGAACUCAACAGAGUCGGCCUUCUGGGCCCAACAAAAUAAAACCCUUUUGUUUCUUAA
Molecule: messenger RNA, 1063 nt
Organism: Thamnophis sirtalis
Lineage: Eukaryota; Metazoa; Chordata; Lepidosauria; Squamata; Natricidae
Source: RefSeq, a predicted model, not a curated record